ACAACCAUUUGGCAUGUAUGGAGACAGGUUGUGCAACCCGAUCACAAGGCAAUGGGUGAUAUGAAUAAAGACUAACAUCGAUUCGUCAGAGAAUCACAACCAUCUAAGAAAUUUAAAGACAUCUCGAGAGAUGAAUCAUUCACAACCGAACGCACUCAAAUGGAGAACCACGGACGAGGAGCAGAGACAAGGAAAAUACCCAGAGUUGGAAAUGGUCAUAGUAACACUCCAGAAAUGUAUUUGUGUCUACAUUCCUAUUGGCGUGGUUGGCAACAUUAUUUCCUUCCUUGCGACAGCAUCAAAGGACAACCGAAAGAUCAGCGUAUGUGUCUACAUGUCCGCACUCUCUGUUGUUGAUACCAUGGUGCUUCUUACCCAGGGAGCUUACUUGUUACUUAAUUUCAUCCUUUCGACGGAAUCGAGUACCCAGGAAGUCCAAGUAGCCAGCAACGUCCAGCAGUACAUCUGGUACUCCAACAACACAUUCGGUAUGUUGUCGGGACUUUUCCUAGCAAUGAUGAGCACCGACCGUGCCAUAGCCAUCCAGUUUCCCUUCAGGGCAAAAUCAAUCUGUACACCACUGAACGCAAAGAAGGCGAUCAUUUUGGUUAGUUUUAUUCCAGCGGCCCUAAACAUCAAUCUCUUCUUCACAUAUCGUACACAACAGGACACCCUGACAGGCUCAAUAACGGAGGUCCUUGACUACCCUAACCCUAAAUGGGUCGAGACCGUCGUUGGGUUGUACAUACUCUUAUUCGGGACUAUCUUCCCCUUCACUGUCAUAAUUUUCUGCAACACUCUCAUAAUACUCAACGUGCAAAAAGCAUCGAGGAGAAGACAAAAGAUGGAUGCAGCGAAUAAACCGGGGACAACUGGAGAAAAAGAAAAUCACCUAACCAGGAUGCUGAUUUUGGUUUCUCUCACAUAUCUGAUUCUUUCAAUACCCCUCCGAUUGUCAACUGUCGUUUUUAAAAUCCCCGAACUUGCCAAGAUGUACGAUUUGACAGAUGACUAUUGGCAGUUACGUCUGUACCUUGUGAAGAUGGUUUUAUUCACCUUGUGGACCCUUAACUUUGCCGUGAACUUCUAUAUGUACCUACUAGGAGGUGGACAGAAGUUUCGAAACGAAACCAAGAAAGUAUUUGCUCAAGCCUGUAAGAGAGCAUGAUGGCAUUGUGACUCUACUGGGCUCUUGACAAAGAGGACGCGAGUUCAAAUCCCUCCAUGCCGAUCUACCAGCGUUGUGCAUAUAUCAAUUUUAGGAUUGAUGUUCACCGCCGGUUCUAGUUGGCACGAAAUCCCGCCUGAGUUACCUAGUUCUCUGCACAUCAAAAACUUAGUGACGCACCGACUCAAAUAUUGGUUUCGAUAAAAGAUCGCUUGAUGCAGAAGCACUUUGAACUAGGACUCUGAACGUGGAAGUAGAGCCACCUAAGGAUUAUUUGCCAGAAGUUAUGCAACAUGUCAACUGUCAGGCAAUGCGGCAAGUUUACUUACAAUCAUUUCAGUUCACAACAAGAUGUGAUUUUUCAUAGUGUGGAUGUUUAUGAAAAUUAGUGUCUCUUGGCCAACAAAACUGGUCAUGGAUCACAAUCAAGUCUCCUAGACGGUCUCAACACGGAAUCCUCACAGAGGUCUGUUAGAAUUCCCCGAGUCGAGGCAUUCCCCGUGGUGACAUCGACUGGUCGCAGCUGAAAUGCUGGAAGUCCAACUCUCAGCUGAUCACCUUGAAACAUCUCAAAUGUGGGCAGAACAGUUUUUAGCCCGAAUUGAAAUUGAAAGUCAU
This is a messenger RNA of Lineus longissimus, 1786 nucleotides long. Its product is annotated as cysteinyl leukotriene receptor 1-like. Lineage: Eukaryota; Metazoa; Nemertea; Pilidiophora; Heteronemertea; Lineidae. Gene Ontology annotation, cellular component: membrane. The record is from RefSeq and is a predicted model, not a curated record. The transcript has 3 exons. Gene Ontology annotation, biological process: G protein-coupled receptor signaling pathway. Gene Ontology annotation, molecular function: G protein-coupled receptor activity. Bases 131 to 1168 code for a protein of 345 amino acids.